Messenger RNA from Pundamilia nyererei, 2696 nucleotides. It is a transcript of the gene zdbf2, whose product is annotated as zinc finger, DBF-type containing 2. Lineage: Eukaryota; Metazoa; Chordata; Actinopteri; Cichliformes; Cichlidae. The coding region runs from base 403 to 2661 and encodes 752 amino acids. Gene Ontology annotation, biological process: genomic imprinting. Gene Ontology annotation, molecular function: zinc ion binding; nucleic acid binding. The record is from RefSeq and is a predicted model, not a curated record. The transcript is spliced from 11 exons.
UGGAACCCGGGCUGUAGAGGCUGCACUUCUCCGUGCGGCCUGCUGGCGGCGGCACGCCCCCGUUGUGUUGCAGCGAAUGGAUCCGUGGAAGAAGAGUCGGACCGGAACUUAAACAGAGGGGGGUAGCAACGCGCGACGGCGGAGCACUUUUAAAUCUGUGGAAACUGAACAAAAGCAAGAAGAACAACAAACAGCGGAAGGUUUACCUGGACCAAUCAGAGGCUUCCUGUCUCAUGAUCAGACAGGCCAGUGUGUUCCGCUGACUUCUGACCCAUAAUCAAUCACUUCCCGUUUGUAGCUCCAGGCUCAUGGACACACUCACCUUACCACUGGUUACAGCAUGGAGCACUGUGACUGGAGAGAGAGGUCACUGACUGCACGUCCUCCAGAUCUCCAGUCAGGAUGUCCGACUCUUCUGAUGAAGAUGACCAGAGGAAGGCUGAGCCUACCAGCAGGAUGUGGGCGGAGCCUCAGCCUGGCCCAUCCAGGUGUCAGCCCAGCAGACAGGGUUACUGUGGUUACUGCAGAGUCCUGUACAGGAACCUGGACCAGCACCUGUCCAGUCUCAGACACCUGGAUUCAGUCCGGGCGUCCUCCAGAGGCUCAGGGUCCACCUCAGCAAGCGGCAGAAACAGACUGACUCUGCUGGAGCGCUUCCUCGAGGACGUUCUGCAGCACCACCCACAUCGCUACGACGACCCCAGGCCGUCUCACACUGACCUCCCAUCAGUUUCCACCCCCCCAUUGCCAAAAGCGGAGCUCGAUGAAGUCUGUUUGUCCGACGACAGCCAGUCUCAAGGUACCCGGGAAUGCCUGCCCAGCUCUGAUGACGCUUCCUGUCACCCAGCCCGUCCGAUGGAAGAAGAUGAUGCCUGCAGCCAGUCAGGCGACAGAGUGGGCCAGGAGAGGCUGUCUGUACCUAUAAGAGAGCAGGACGAAGGCAUCAUUGAUCACACCCACUCUCCUUACCGCAGAGCGCCGGCCUCUCAGUUGGAGACUCCGCCCCCUGUCCAUAGGAAAGCCCAUAGGAAGACGAACAGGAGGAAAACCAGUGAGUCCUCGUCCUCCUCGCAGCGCCCUGGAGGUCCAGGCCAUGGCCCCCGACCCCACCUGACCCCCACAGACCACAGGCCUGGUCCAGGUGAGAGGCCCUGGCUCACCUGGCAGAGGGAGAGGAGGGAGGCCCACAGAGAGGAUGCAUUCUCCUCAGGCCACACGGACCCUCUGGACCAGACCAUCGAGGAGGUGAUUCAAAGGUGCUGUUAUGGCGCCAUUUCCUGCCAAGCUGAUACAGACAGCUUCCAGCUAAGCCUCCCUGUUUCCAUGGAAACACAGAGUGAAGACUGGGACUCGCCUGUGCAGGUGGUUUUGCAACGAGCGCGAACUCUCAGUGACUCACCUGCGCAGGUGAGUCAGGCGGAGGGGCGGGACCUCUGCCAUCUGAUGGACACGCAGGUGGACGUGGAAGAUAGAGUGUACUCACAGCAGCUGCACUUUGCCCUCCACGGGCCGGGUGACAGGACGGAGGAGGGGUUCUGGACCCUACCCAUCGAGGAGGUGAGGCCCGCCCCGGAGCGUAUCCCAGAAUCCUUCAGGGGGAAGACCUGGACCCAGAUCCAGCAGGAGGACGAGGAGAAGGUGGAGAGGCUGGUGAGACAGUUCAGGCGUGGGCGCUUCAUCUGCUACUUCGACACAGAGUCCCUCGCCAGGUAUGGUAGGCGGAGCCAGAAAAUGAAGGGGGAUGCUGAACCCGAGGAGGUGGAGCCAGAUGCAGGUAUGCUACCCCUGCAGGACCCAGACGAGGGGGACUAUGUGUAUAUGAGAAGAAGGAGGGGAAGGAGGCGGAGCUUCAGACUGGCAUCAAGGUGUCAGGUGGUGAAGGUCAGUCACAGCACUCAGACAGUCCGAUUGGUCGUUCCCGCCGUGCAUCAGCUAUCCCCUGAGGCCCCACCCAUCGACUACCCACAAGCCAAUCCAGAGGCAGCUGAGAGGACACCUGUGCCAACGUGGCGUUCUCUCCCUUCGUCGUACUCCAGCAUCAUCACACCUGUACAGCCACGCACUUCGCUGGUCUACCUACUCUCCUCCCCAUCAGGCUCCGCCCCCAACCGCAUGUCAGCGAUAGGCUCCACCCACAAACGCUGCAGAAAGAAACGGCGCCCGCUGGAGCAGCAGGGGUUAAAGGUCAAAUACAAACGACUUCCUGUCCGGUUCUACGACCCCGCCUCCAACCGUAUCCUCAAGAACCCACCCAGAGGCCUCCUGUGGCGCAGAGGCUCCACCCCCUCUGGGCCACCGCCGCCCUGUGUUCGUCAGCUGUUCAGGAGUCUGAGCCCGGACCUGAACACCGAUAGAACACCCACAGAGGUCAAAGGUCACAGCAGCAGCCUUUUGCUAAGCACGCUAAGCAGGGACUCUGCUCAGUCCGACAUAACUCAGGCUCCGCCCCUCAACAGGCUGUCAGAGAGCAGAAGAGGGGCUAGAAGGGAGAGGGCACUCCCUCCACCCUCCCAGAUACAAACCAGGGGUCAGGCCACACCCCUUCACCCAAGGAGGGAGGGGCUGCGCCGGGCUGGACCUGGCAGGAAACCCCCAAUCUCUGCAGGCCCCGCCCCCUUACUGUCAUCACGCCGGAGGAGGGGCCGCAGGUCGCGGCGAUAGCUGAUUUUCAAAAUGAAGUCUUAUUUUUCAUGAAA